Messenger RNA from Leptosia nina, 696 nucleotides. The record is from the annotation of a GenBank genome assembly. NCBI's taxonomy places the organism in Eukaryota, Metazoa, Arthropoda, Insecta, Lepidoptera, Pieridae.
AUGUUUCCAGUAAAUUACCCGAAGAAUUUAGACUUUGAAAAUCCGGAGAGCUGCAACGUGAUGGGCGGCAGGAAUUUUAGCAUCCAGUUCGACUCUCGAGUGGAUAAUUGUCCGAUAAAACUAGGGUAUGGUGACUCCACUCGAGUAAGACCAACAGAAAGUGGCGUGGUGGAAGAUGCACUGCGGGUAUAUUCUUGGCUCAUUGACGUGGUGGAUAAGGGAAAGCGGCCUUUCGUAAUUCUUUGGGGACAUUCUUUAGGUACUGCUAUCGCUUCAAACCUGGUGGCCAAUAUGCUAGACCUCUGUCGAAAUAAUCGUCAGAAGUGUGUACCGGCUCCCGAUGCACUGGUCCUUGAAGCCCCCUUCAACAAUCUUCUCGAUGAAAUCGAGAAGCAUCCGUUUUCUAAGCUCGUCGCCUGGCUGCCAUAUUACAAGCGUUCAUUCAUAAAGCCGUUUAGCAGCUCCUCAGAAUACUCCUUUACGACUGACGAGUACCUGUCCAGAGUACCUGGUCUUCCUAUCCUCAUACUACACUCGAAGGGAGACAGAAUCGUACCCUAUGAGCUGGCUAUAAAGCUUCAUGACUGCGUAGCCCGGUCGCGAGCCAAGGGGGGAGGACCAUUACAAAUGCACGUCUUCGAUAAAGGACACAAUGACUUGUGUGAAGCCAGAGAUUUACCACAAGUUAUCAGGUAA